Messenger RNA from Exophiala oligosperma, 1263 nucleotides. RefSeq lists its product as uncharacterized. The record is from RefSeq and is a predicted model, not a curated record. The transcript has a single exon. Bases 1 to 1263 code for a protein of 420 amino acids. Lineage: Eukaryota; Fungi; Ascomycota; Eurotiomycetes; Chaetothyriales; Herpotrichiellaceae.
AUGUUCUGCUAUCUUUUUGCUCUCUUCACGCUGCUAUCCACUGGGUUGGCGCAAUUUCCUUCGACUUGCCCAGCAGCUGUGAGUUCUGGACCAGGUGGUCCAUUGGGGAUCUGUCCACAGGAUUUCACCAUCAUCGGUACAACGCUGCAGCCAGUUCAUGAAUCGGCUCAGGCACCGACUGGGCUUGCUGUCGACCCGUCGCUAAACAUCUACCUAACUUACCCUCGAAAUUCUGGCCCAACCGCCAAUAACGUGGUCAUCGCCACUUCAUUCACAGAUGAAAAGCCGUGGCCUAAUGCGACCAUCCAGAAUUGUACGGCGACACAAGACCCUAGCACAUGCUUUAUCAAUGUACAGAAUGUGGUCCUGGAUAGUGUGAAUCAACUGUGGAUCGUCGACUCUGGGAUAAUUCCAGGGAACCAAAGUGCAACUCCUGGCGGCGCGAAAAUCAUGAGCUUUGACCUAAAAGGUAAUCACUUGCGGACAUAUGUCAUCCCUACCGACCUUCUUCAUGAUAACAUGAAUGCCAACGAUGUUCGAAUCAAUAACACUGUGGGAGGGGGGAAAGGAUACGCAUUUCUCACCGACGAGAGCAAAUACGGUAGUAUCUUGAGUAUCAACUUGACCGACGGAUCCACAAAUCGACGCUUGUUCAACACGAGUGUUGUCAAGCCAGAUCAAAGCUACGUUGGAGUAUAUGAUGGCCAACCAAUUUAUGCCUGGAAUGGCACAGACAGGAACUCCGGCUCGAUUGGCAGCGAUGGCAUUGCUCUUGCCAGCGGUAACGUCUAUUGGGGCGUUUUAUCUAGCCGUCGCUUCUAUUAUGUGAGCCAGGAAGGGGUGAUUGACAAAUCCAAGACCGACGAAGAAGUCUUUGCUGCAGUCCAGAAUCCAGGGCAAUGCGGUACUGAGCAGGCUGGCUUUACCGCCGAUGACAAUGGUCGCGUGUACAUCCUUGCAAGUGAACACAAUGCCAUUUUCUACGUCGAUACCCUGCAGAGUCAGGUGAAUGAGACGGUCAAUGGAACCCCUCCUGGUGGUACCGCAAAGGUACCUGUGACGGCAGAAAACUAUGUGGUGAAAACACUGGCGAGAAGCGGUCUGAUCCAACACGCUGACAGUGCAGCAAUCCUGGAUGGAUGGCUCUAUUUCUGUACAAAUCAGCUCGAGCUCGGUCCUCGCUUUCAAUACAAUAAUACGGACAACAGAAGAGGUCCGUUUCGGAGUUACAGGACAUGGAUCGGAGCGGGACCUGCAGUGUGA